AAUCAAUCCUUGUCACCAGUAGAGGGCGCUCAAAAUCGCUCAGCCACGUAAGUCAGGGUCGUAUUUUUCUUCCCAGAUUUAUUCUACAAAGUUAUUUCCUCGUUCUGUGAUAAUAUGUGAGAAUGGUAUAACAACGCAGACUUGUGCUUAAAGUUUUUUUGUGUUUUAACAUCGUCCUGCCAGCGGUAAGUCCAAAAAUUCAAAAGUCAUGGCCCACAUACCAAAUCAAUAUAAUAAUGUUCCUGGACAUCAAACUUCAAUGCCUGGGCCAUUCCCGCAGCAUAAUCAAAUUCCUCCGAGUCAAGUCCCCGGGCCCGUAAAACAGGAUGGCAAUUUUAACCCAGCAUCAAUAGCAGCAAUGAACAGUCAAACAAAUCAUUUUAAUCAAAGUACGAAUAGUUCGCCAGCCUUUAAUCACCCAGGAAUGUUGCCACCCCUACCUACAAGCUUACAGUCAUCGCCUAUGAGACCAAUGAAAACAACGGUGACUCAAAACCAAUUGCAAAAUAUCCAGAACAUUCCAGUAAAUUCAGGAAGCCCGCAUCCGUCUAAUCCAUCACCAUUCCCUCCUAAUAUCCAGCGACCCCAAAUAAAUAACAAUGCUCCACCUCUUAUUUCGACUAGUCAGUAUAAUCAACCUUUUAUGAAUGGACCAACAACUGGGCCUAUUGGAAAUGUAAACCAUUAUCCACCAAACUCCAGCUCAUUUAGUCCCACUCCACCAACAAAUUUGCCUCCUACAAGCUCAAAUUAUGGGCCAUCAUCCUUGAAUUCAAACUAUGGAGGGAAUCAAAGGCUUCCAAUGUCAUCCAUGCCACCAGGGUAUAGUCAGCCAAAUGUUCCGAUAAGUGGACCGCCAAUAAGUGGACCUCCGCUAACUGGUCUAAGAAACAGUCCUGUGACAACUGGACCUCCUGGUAAUUUACCUAUGACAAAUGUACCUAAUAUAUCUGGGCCACCUGUACCACCUUUAGGCCCACCUAGAAGCAAUGCAAUAAAUGGGCCAACUAUGAUGGGACCGUCUACAGCAUCUGUACAUAGUCAAAUGGGGCCACCUAAAGGAUUACCAAGUGGGCCAUUAUCUUUGCCAGCUGGCCCUCAGCUUAGACAACCUAUGCCUCCAAAUAUAAACCCACCACAGCACCAGCUGAAUAAUGGGCCUUUAGAACAGCAAGGUUACAUUGCAGGCCCACCAAAUAUGCCAGCUGGAAAACCUGGCUUACAAAGUGGGCCAGUCUCAGGGCCACCAAUGAGUCAUUCUGGUCCUGGACCUGCUAGUGGAAUUAGUGGGCAGAAUACCAAUAUUCAGAAUAGAUAUCCUCCGAUGCCAUAUACAAAUUUGAGUCCCCAACAACAAAUGCAGGUACAACAGAAUAUUGCAAAACAGUUUCCCACGCAUAAUCUUUAUGGUGUAACUCAGCAAAUGAGUAAUUUGAGUGUAACAAAACAAGGAUUUGACCAGCUGUGGGGACACCAAAUGGUUGACCUUAUGCAGUGUAAGAACAUUUUACCAGAAUACCUGGAGGAACCUCCAGAAAUAAAACUUGCGCAUCAAUUUGCCGAGUCACCCAAUUGCAGUUCAGAGAUCUUCAGGUGUACAGUGAAUCGCAUACCGGAGUCAAAUUCAUUAUUGCAAAAGUCCAGAUUGCCCUUAGGUAUCCUAAUACAUCCAUUCAAAGACUUAAAUCAUCUACCAGUAAUUCAGUGUACGACGAUAGUGCGGUGCCGAGCUUGUAGGACUUACAUAAACCCCUUUGUCUACUUCGUGGAUUCGAAGCGUUGGAAAUGCAAUCUUUGCUACAGAGUCAACGAUUUACCAGAGGAAUUCCAAUACGAUCCGUUAAGCAAGUCUUACGGCGAUCCGUCCCGGCGGCCCGAGAUCAAGUCGGCCACGAUAGAGUUCAUCGCGCCCAGCGAGUACAUGCUCCGCCCGCCGCAACCGGCGGUCUACCUCUUCCUUCUAGACGUUUCUCAGAUCGCGAGAGAGUCAGGAUAUUUACAGGUCGUGUGCGAAACACUGAAGACAAACCUGGAGCAGCUGCCGGGCGACGCGCGCACGCAGAUCGGCUUCAUCUGCUACGACGCGCACGUGCACUACUACCUAAUGAGCGAGGGCCUCACCAGGCCCAAGGAGAUGACCGUGUUGGAUAUUGAUGAGAUAUUUCUUCCAUCACCGGAAUCGUUGCUAGUGAACUUGGGCGAAUACAAGGACAUGGUCAAGGAACUGUUAACUAUAUUACCGCAGCGUUACUCCACUCCCGGUGUUCCGGCCUCCGCGCUAGGUGCAGCCCUACAGGCCGCUUAUAAGCUUAUGGCUCCCACUGGGGGACGAAUUACAGUUUUCCAAACCUGUCUACCUAAUAUUGGACCAGGAGGAUUACAUUCAAGAGAGGAUCCAAACGCUCGUUCUUCUAAAGACGUGGCCCAUCUGAAUCCAGCGACUGAUUUUUUCAAAAGGAUAGCUUUGGACUGUAGUGGGGCACAAGUUGCAGUAGAUCUCUUCCUUCUAAGCUCACAGUACUGUGACCUGGCAACCCUCAGUGGAAUGAGUAAAUUCAGUGCAGGCACAGUCUAUCACAUCCCACUUUUCCGAGCUCAGCGGCCGUGGCAAGCGGAGCAGUUAACUCAAAUGUUCACGAGAUAUCUCACUAGGAAGAUAGGUUUUGAAGCCGUCAUGCGGGUUAGGUGUACUAGGGGAAUUUCGAUACACACGUUCCACGGCAACUUCUUCGUGCGCUCCACGGACCUGCUGUCCCUCCCCAACGUGUCUCCCGACGCGGGCUUCGGCAUGCAGCUCACGAUAGAGGAGUCGUUGUCGGAUCUGCAACAAGUGUGCUUCCAGGCUGCUCUACUUUAUACUAGUAGUAAAGGCGAACGAAGGAUACGCGUCCACACAUUAGCUUUACCAAUAGCAAAUACCUUGCCAGAUAUUUUACACGCUGCGGACCAACAGUGUAUUAUAGGGUUACUCAGUAAAAUGGCCGUGGACCGCUGCGUGUCGGCGUCCAUGUCGGAGGCCAAGGAGGCGCUCAUCAACGCGGCCGUGGACAUGCUGAGCGCGCACCGCCUGGCGCAGAACCUGCCGGCCGGCGCCGCCGCCGCCGCGCUGCACGCGCCCGCGCCGCUGCGCCUGCUGCCGCUCUACGUGCUCGCGCUGCUCAAGCGGAAAGCGUUCCGCACGGGCACGUCGACGCGGCUGGACGAGCGCGUGGCCGACAUGUGCCUGAUGAAGUGCGCGCCGCUGCCCGCGCUGCUGCGCGUCGUGCACCCCGACCUCUACGCGCUGCACGCGCUGCCCGCGCACGCGCACGCGCACGCGCACGCGCACGCCGACGCGCCGCCGCCGCCGCUGCCGCCGCGCCUGCAGCUCUCCGCCGAGAGGAUAAGCAUGAAUGGGGCGUAUCUCCUGGACGACGGCGAAACGAUGAUAAUAUACGUGUGUCACGGCGUCAGUCCCGCCUUCCUGUCGGAGACGUUCGGUGUGGCCGCCUUCAGUCAGUUGCCGGAUGAAGCUAGAAGUUUACCUAAAGUCGAAAGCGAAGGGAACGAGCAGUUACAUGCGCUUAUAGAAAAAUUAAACGAUGACCGACCCUAUCCAGCUAGUAUACUUAUUCUUAGGGAUAAUUCACCAUCACGCCAGCUAUUCACAGAACGUCUCAUCGAAGACCGAGUGGAGUCAGCAUUCUCUUACUACGAAUUCUUACAGCAUAUUAAGACACAAGUGAAAUGAGUGAGUAAGUGAGUGAGUGACUUGAGCCUUGGACGUUGCUUGAGUUGCCAAAGGUUAAUGUGACACUGCCCUAACUUGUUAACAAUUUCGGUAUUCCGUUUCGAUAUGUUCCAGACAUAGGACCAGGGAUACGAAUCUGACGUUUAAGUUGUCGCGCGUAUAACUUUUUUUUUUUUAAUUUAAUAUUAUCUUGUUGCACGCUCAAUCAAUACAGAUCUGUAUUGAAGCGAAAUAUCACGUUCUUAAUUAAAAAAAAUAAUGAAUUGGUAUUUAUUGUGCACGAAAAUGUAUUAACUAUUGCGCAAAUGUUUUGUAAAAUAUUGCAAAGAAAUUAAGCUUAUUGCACGACAACUAAUACAAAUAUUUUGCCGAAACGUUCCCUCUUCUCUACAGUAAUAAAUAAUUUUGUAAAAAAAUCGGAAAUUAUUAUAAAUACAUGUUGUAGGCAAUGUAUCGCUUUGUGUGUGAGAUUUAGAUCAACGCAAUGUGACAUCAGUUUAUGGGAAUAAAUAUUUUUUUUUACAAAGCUUUUACUUUUCACUGUUAACUGAAUCCAUAUUAUCAAGAAAGCUGUGAAUAUGAUAUGAAAUUAAUUUUAAACGGACAAUAUUGUAACAGUAGCCAUAUAGUGAAAAUAUUAUAACUGUGUCGCUCAGAAAUCAGUCACGAAGCAAUUAAUUACAUAUUUACCGAUGAAAAGUCUUUGGACUUUGAAUAGUUAAGAUUAUGUGUAGUAACCUUUAUGU
This is a messenger RNA of Vanessa tameamea, 4476 nucleotides long. RefSeq names its product protein transport protein Sec24A (gene Sec24AB). The transcript has 16 exons. NCBI's taxonomy places the organism in Eukaryota, Metazoa, Arthropoda, Insecta, Lepidoptera, Nymphalidae. The coding region runs from base 209 to 3730 and encodes 1173 amino acids. Gene Ontology annotation, cellular component: endoplasmic reticulum exit site; COPII vesicle coat. Gene Ontology annotation, molecular function: SNARE binding; zinc ion binding. Gene Ontology annotation, biological process: endoplasmic reticulum to Golgi vesicle-mediated transport; COPII-coated vesicle cargo loading; intracellular protein transport. The record is from RefSeq and is a predicted model, not a curated record.